This is a messenger RNA of Drosophila innubila, 743 nucleotides long. Its product is annotated as protein dpy-30 homolog. The transcript is spliced from 2 exons. NCBI's taxonomy places the organism in Eukaryota, Metazoa, Arthropoda, Insecta, Diptera, Drosophilidae. Gene Ontology annotation, cellular component: Set1C/COMPASS complex. The record is from RefSeq and is a predicted model, not a curated record. The coding region runs from base 95 to 406 and encodes 103 amino acids.
AUAUUUGGAGUUAGCAGAACUCAAGUUUACAUUUAAACAUAAAACCAAAAAUUUGUUAUAAAUUAUUAUAUCUUAUUAUUCUAUUGCUGCCAAUAUGUCAUUUACAAAUGCGGAUGAGCAUGUGCGGGAGAAUCCAAAGUCGUCAUUGAAAAUGCCAUCGACUGCACACUCAACUCCCGAAACCAUUGGCGAUGCACCGCGUUCUCUGGCAGCCUGUCACAAGCCACGGCCGGAUACCAACUCGAUGACGGUUCGGCAGUAUUUGGAUCUGACUGUGGCACCUAUUCUACUGCACGGACUACAGGCUGUGGCACGUGAGAGACCCACGGAUCCUGUCUCCUAUUUGGCCACCUAUUUGUUAAAGAACAAGAAUCGAUGCGAUGAGAUCAAUACUGAAGCUUUGUAAUCACUCAUCAAAUUUGCAACACAGCCACGCCCCCUCAGAAGCACAAUUAGUUUCAAUAGUUUUUUUUUUUUGCUGACAAACGCCGUAAUUCGCUGACUAUUGACUAUUGCACUAUUGAAUUGAACACUUUUGUUAGAGCUGACACAUCGUACAUAGAUACACACUUGUACUCUUCUCACACUUACCAAAUGUAUACACUUGAGCCACAUGUCUUGAAGCUUUUCCUGUGAUUGGACUACAACAAUUCAAACACUUUGUUGUAAAUUAAAUAAUAAUUUGCUGCUGUAUUUUCACGGCUGUCGCACAAUACAAAUACAAAUACAAAUUUGUACUCAAA